This is a messenger RNA of Volvox carteri f. nagariensis, 923 nucleotides long. RefSeq lists its product as uncharacterized. Gene Ontology annotation, molecular function: translation initiation factor activity; mRNA binding. Lineage: Eukaryota; Viridiplantae; Chlorophyta; Chlorophyceae; Chlamydomonadales; Volvocaceae. Gene Ontology annotation, biological process: formation of translation preinitiation complex; translation reinitiation. The record is from RefSeq and is a predicted model, not a curated record. The transcript is spliced from 2 exons. The coding region runs from base 1 to 579 and encodes 192 amino acids.
AUGGCUGACGGCACAGACGUGCCAAGCACGUCGGGCACACCUACCCCAGUGGCGCCGAGGGUAGUCGAAUAUGAUCCUAUUACCGGAGUUCCAUCCGAAUUCAAUGAGUUUUUGCCACCGGAUUGCCCAGAGUACAAGAAAUGGAAGUCGGCGCAGGAGGGCGGAGAGUCGCUUGAGAAGCUUACACUAAAAGACAAAGCCGGCGCAGACGUAGAAAAGCUGCCUGGUGGCAAAGUUAAGAAGAAGACCAAGCCACAGGUAGUCCUCAGCGUGGCACAACGCCAGAAGAACAAGAGCACCACGACGGUGGCGGGCCUGGAGCAGUUCGGCGUAAAGCUCUCAGAAGCGGGCAAGCUGUUUGGCAAAAAAUUUGCCUGCGGUGCGUCAGUUGUGAAGACGGCAUCGGGAGGAGAACAAAUAGAGAUGCAGGGAGACUUUUUGCACCAGAUCCCUGAACUCUUGCUGAAGAACUACAAGAACAUUACGAAGGACGACAUCUUCUACGUCGAUGCCGCCGACGGUAAAAAGAAAAAGAACUAUUUCGCUGAUGGGGACGAUGACGGCGACGAUGACAGCUGAAGCAGCACGUUCGCGUGUGCCGCUCACAAUGUUUUGGGUCCGUGGCAAGCCGUGCUUAGUUGCUGUAUGGCGUGUUCAGCAAGGAUUAUUGCCGACAGAGAGGCCAAGAGCAAUGCCAUACGGCGAGUGCGCAGAGCCUUUUAGAGCCUCUAGCUUCGGUGUUUGCUUGAAGCAGUUGCAAGGGCUUUGCAUCGUAGGGACCCUUUGUCUCGUGUUUCAUUGGCAACAGUGGUCCCUUUUGAUUAAGCCACCUUCUUCCUGGAUUCGGUACGGUUGUUACGCCUACAGGCAUACCUCCAAAACAGAGGUUUUGCCCUGCAAGUCUGUAAUGUACGGCAUUGGCA